Wyeomyia smithii (pitcher-plant mosquito) is the source of this 1786-nucleotide messenger RNA. RefSeq names its product probable cytochrome P450 303a1 (gene Cyp303a1). The transcript is spliced from 4 exons. Gene Ontology annotation, molecular function: oxidoreductase activity, acting on paired donors, with incorporation or reduction of molecular oxygen; iron ion binding; monooxygenase activity. The record is from RefSeq and is a predicted model, not a curated record. NCBI's taxonomy places the organism in Eukaryota, Metazoa, Arthropoda, Insecta, Diptera, Culicidae. Bases 251 to 1747 code for a protein of 498 amino acids.
UUUAGUCUAUAUUAGAAAAUUGUUGAUACGUGUGGAUAACGCUGCAUAACCGGCGCGAGCCCGAAAAUUGUGUAACGUGAAAAGUGUUGAAGAAGAAAAAGCAUGGUGAUUGAACUAGUGAAAACUUGUGCUGCCGUUUUCGAAUCAUCAACAACGAAUCGCCAGGAAUAACAAUUUUAACGGACGUUUACGGUUAAUACUAACUGGAGUCAAAAUCCUAAAUAUAUUUUCCUGCCAUAAUCCAAAAUCAAUGUUUUGGUAUUACUCCGCAAUCUUCAUAAUAUUAUUUUUGAUAUUCUUAUAUCUUGACUGUUGUAAACCAAAAAACUUCCCACCUGGGCCGAAAUGGUACCCGAUCAUUGGAUGUGCAUUAGAAAUAAUGAAUGGCCGCCAUAAGACCGGCAUGUUAUGUAGAGCAAUAAAUUUGAUAGCUUCGCGGCAUAAAAACAACGGAGCAAUAGGGUUUAAAGUUGGUAAAGACAAAAUAGUUAUGGCAAUUUCCGGAGAUUCGUUACGCGAAAUGAUGAACAAUGAGGAUUUAGAUGGUCGACCAACUGGACUGUUUUAUGAAACUAGAACAUGGGGUUUACGGAGAGGCGUCCUGCUUACUGAUGAAGAAUUUUGGCAAGAGCAACGAAGAUUUAUUGUACGUCAUUUAAAGGAAUUCGGCUUUGCUCGUAAAGGAAUGGCGGAAAUAAUUGGCAAUGAAGCAGCGAAUAUGUGUCAAGAUUUACGUGCCCUAAUAAAUGCUGGAAAUGGCAAUACUUUGGUGCAAAUGCAGAGUAUUUUUUCAGUGUAUAUUCUGAACACGCUUUGGUUAAUGAUGGCUGGGAUCAGAUACACAAAAGAUAAUAAGGAUCUUAAAUACCUGCAAUCCUUAUUACAUGAGUUAUUUGCCAAUAUCGAUAUGAUGGGGGCACUCUUCAGCCAUUUCCCUUUCAUGAGAUAUUUUGCGCCAAGCAUUUCAGGUUACAAUCAGUUUGUUGAUAUACACAAUCAAAUGCACACGUUUAUUGGUAAAGAGGUAGAAAAUCACAAGAAGACUUUCAACAUCAAUGACGAACCACGUGAUUUAAUGGAUGUGUAUCUGAAAAUUCUAGAAUCCAACUCAGCAAAGCCGGAUAGCUUCUCACAAGAACAACUUUUGGCAGUCUGUCUCGAUAUGUUUAUCGCAGGCUCUGAAACAACUACAAAAACUCUGGGAUUUGCGUUUCUUUAUCUCAUUAGACAACCUGAAACUCAGAAAAAAGUACAAGCCGAAAUAGACGAAGUAAUUGGUCGAGAUCGACUCCCGACGUUGGAAGACAGAGCUAAUAUGCCGUAUAGUGAAGCAGUUGUGUUAGAAUCACUACGCAUGUUCAUGUCAAAUACUUUUGGUAUUCCUCAUCGAGCACUGCGAGACACACAAUUAUGUGGAUAUGAUAUUCCAAAAGACACAAUGCUAGUGGGAAUGUUCCGUGGUAUGAUGCUUAGUGAUGAAUGGAAAACGCCACAUUCUUUCAUUCCGGAAAGAUUUCUCUGCGAUGGGAAGAUAGUCAUUCCACCACAAUUUCAUCCAUUUGGAGUUGGACGUCAUCGAUGCAUGGGUGAAAUGAUGGGGAAAGCUAACCUUUUCCUAUUCAUCACCACGCUUUUCCAAUCAUUCGAUUUUCUUGUACCCGAAGGCCAUCCCAUUCCAACUGACGAUCCACUUGAUGGAGCAACACCUAGCGUGCGACAGUACUCGGCCUUGGUUGUUCCUAGAUAAGUUUACUUUUUUUUGUAUCACUAUUACAAAUAAAACUAA